CUGAGUUCCAACAAUACUCGCAGUUAUAAUCAGCGUGGCGCAAGUCACAGUCCGGGCCAGUCGCAGUUCACAGCUGCCAACAUGAAGUGGCCCUGGCUCUGUUGUGUUGCUGUGGUUACGUUUGUUGUGGUGAUGGCUGACGCUCAGGAGGACUUGCCCUGGUGGAGAACCGCCGUUUUCUACCAGGUCUACCCGCGCUCCUUCAAGGACAGCAAUGGUGAUGGUGUUGGGGAUUUAAAAGGAAUCACCGAGAAAGCCGAAUAUCUCAGUGAACUGGGAGUCACAGCCAUCUGGAUCUCCCCGAUCUUCAAAUCUCCGAUGGCAGACUUCGGGUAUGACAUAUCAGACUAUCGACAGAUUGACCCGAUAUUCGGUACCAUGGAGGAUUUAAAGGAGCUUUCUGAAAAACUUAAGACUCUAAAUAUCAAGCUCUUGUUGGAUUUGGUUCCGAAUCAUUCAAGUGACGAGCACGAGUGGUUCCAGAAGUCGGUCAGAAAGGAAGAUCCGUACACCGAUUAUUACGUGUGGCAUGACGGCAAGAUAGACAACGUCACAAACCAGAGAUCCCCACCUAACAACUGGAUAAGCAUAUUUACCGGCCCUACUUGGACAUGGAACGAGGAACGUGGACAGUAUUAUCUGCACAAUUUUGACAAGAAACAACCCGACCUCAACUACAGAAACCCAGCUGUCGUUCAAGAAAUGGAUGAUGUGAUACGAUUUUGGCUGGACUUGGGGGUGGAUGGAUUCCGCGUGGAUGCGGUGCCCUUCCUGUUCGAGGACGAGGAAUUGCGAGACGAGCCGACCCGGGAGGACGGACAACUGGACCACAUCUACACCCAAAACUUGCCGGAGACUUUCGAACUUCUCAGGCGCUGGGCAGAUAUCGUGUACGACUACACGGCGAAGGACGGAAAACCCAGAGCUCUGUUCGCGGAAGCGUAUGCCGAUAUCCCUACAACUCUCAAGUACUACGGCGAAGGAAAGGAAAGCCUGCUACAGCCGUUCAACUUCCAGUUGCUGACCAGUGGCAAUGCAAGCACCAGGGCCUCGGAAUUAAAGGAUCUGAUCCUGACCUGGGUAGAUGCCUUGCCAUCUGGUACCACACCGAACUGGGUGAUCGGGAACCACGACAAUGGCAGAAUUGCCGAUAGAUACGGCCCUGAGAUGGUCGACGCCAUGAACCUCCUGACAGGAGUGCUGCCAGGAGUGAAGGUUGUGUACAACGGUGAGGAGAUCGGCAUGCAGAACACAUUCAUCCGCUGGGACCAGACCGUGGAUCCUAGCGGCCGACUCCUAGGGCCCUACCGCUACCAGUUCGGUUCCAGAGACCCUGAGAGAACUCCUAUGCAAUGGGACGACUCACCGAAUGCUGGUUUCUCGAGCAGCAAAACGACGUGGUUACCGGUGAACCCCAACUACUGGUGGUUAAACGUGGAGGCCCAGCGCUCAGCAGAGUCCAGUCACCUGAAGGUGUUCCAGGCCAUGACUGCAGUCAGGAACCACACUGUGAUGCUCAGGGGUGAUCUCUCAGUCCUAUCGCCGGACGAGGACACUUUAGUUGUCGUAAGGACGUACCAGAACGUAUCGUUUGUCCUGUUGAUCAACAUGGGUAGCUACAUUACCAGCUACACUACCCAGAACCUGUUCUCACCUCUCAAUCUCGAUUUCGACAUGACGGUUGUUACUGGAAGUGUUCAUUCUGGAAUUGAACCUGGAACGUUUGUGAAGAAAAGCUCUGCAAGUUUGAGUUUGAGGCCCAAAUCAGCCGUGCUACUUCAAGACAUACCUUAUACAUUAUAAAGAUAUAAUAACACUCACUAUUUCCACUACAGUAUUUAAAUAUUUAAAGUUAAAUCUAAUUUAGUGAGCACGAAACAUGUGUAAUUUUAGAGAAAUGUUUGUAUAGUUACGUUUUAUACAUGUAUGUUGUAAGAAAUAUGGAUAAGUAUUGGACAUUGACAUGAGUACUCACGAUCGUAACUCUGAAUCAUUUACAUAUUCCGAAAAACUUAAACAUUGACAAUUCAUAUUUAUUCUGUAUUCCUACAAAUAGAAUUAUAUACAAAUUUGUAAAGGUUUAUCGUUAUAUUACGCACGCUGAGCAUUGUUCCAAUGUAUUUGUGACUACGUCCUCUUCUAAAAACAUUUCACUAUUGAACAAACUUAAAAAGGAAUUUAGACUCGUAUUGAGGUCUAAAUAUAUUUGUGUCAUAUUUUAUCAUUAAAUAACAUUAAAAUAAGUUAUUCUGAUUAUUAAUAAUAGUUAAUAAUUAGGAACACUUAUAUAAGUGACGGCGCAACGUCUAAAGUUGGCACUCCAAACAAUACUACUGUAACCUUUAGUAGCUAAAGCAUUAAAGCACGGGACAAAUCAUUGCAAGCCUGAUUUGUGACAAAUAAACUGUUCUUUAUUUCACUUAAACCUGAGAUAUUAUGUUGUUAUACUUAGCAUGAAUAUAGAAGAAUAAAAAGAUUCUUGCGAUAACACGUCGCAUAAAAUUAUUAAUUUGGAUCUCUUUAUAUUAUUAAUAAAUACUAAAGCCAAACGACCAGGCUUGCAAUGAUAUAUCUCAAGCUAUAGAAUAUAAAUUAAAAACUUUUGAACAAAUUUGGAAUCUAACUCAAUAAAGUCCAAAACUUGCAUAGCUGUGAAUUUACGAUAAGACUACACUUUACCUUCUAUGAAAUGUAUAGUACAUUUCUGAACUUAGCACGUAUAACAGAAUUCAUGUUUUUAUCAUGACUUCACUUAACAUCAUUUUAGUCCAAUAGUUCAGUUUCAUAGGAUUUAUUAUGCUUUAAUUAUAAUAUCAUUAAUUUGUCAUUUUAGUCAUCACUUUCUUUUACUUUUCAACGCGAUUGGUUGUAGUAUUUAAGUAAUGUAAUUUUAAAUUGUAAAAUAAAAUGUUGAUAAAGUU
This is a messenger RNA of Homalodisca vitripennis (glassy-winged sharpshooter), 2921 nucleotides long. RefSeq names its product maltase 2-like. The coding region runs from base 82 to 1803 and encodes 573 amino acids. Gene Ontology annotation, biological process: carbohydrate metabolic process. The transcript has 10 exons. The record is from RefSeq and is a predicted model, not a curated record. NCBI's taxonomy places the organism in Eukaryota, Metazoa, Arthropoda, Insecta, Hemiptera, Cicadellidae.